Molecule: messenger RNA, 2233 nt
Organism: Candidula unifasciata
Lineage: Eukaryota; Metazoa; Mollusca; Gastropoda; Stylommatophora; Geomitridae
Source: the annotation of a GenBank genome assembly
AUGCAGACUUGGGUUUGGAUAAUCCAGGACUUGAUUUGCCUUCAGAUUUUGAAAACGUUGUAUUCAAAGGAAACAGCUCACUAUACCUUCCUCAGGACAGCGUCACCCUGGGCGUUUUCCAGAACAGCGCCUUCGACAGAAGCUCUACCAGAAGCUUUAGCUUUGACCGCCUGACCCGGUGUCAAAGUUCAGUCCGGGAUCAAGGACCCUUGACAGCCUUGCAAGGUCAUGGUUAUUUCAGUGGGGAGGGAGCUACGGAGCAGCCCUUGCAGCACAGGCACUAUGGGCACCUCCAACAGCAGCAGCAGUAUCUUGACUCUGUUCAGCAACAGCAAGGGUAUCAUCAUCAACAGCAAGGGUAUCAUCAACAAAAACCAAAUCAGUCCACACAGCUGGAAGACAAGACAUCGUCUUGUUAUACAAUAUCUGGCCAGCCUCAGAUACCAUGCGAUAUCACAGCUAGCACUUACACUGAUUAUACAAGACUGCCAGAAAGCCCGCCAGACUCUGGAUCCGAACCUUACUCACCCUCAGAUCAGCAACUCCUUUUGCAGCCUGGUCAGCAAAUGAUGAUGCAACAUCAGCAGGCAGGUCAGCAAAUGAUGCUGCCAUAUAGUGCAGACAUGCUCAGGGGUCAUAGACUGCCUAUGCACCAUUUGCCUCUGCCGCUGACUCAGUCCAUCCAUCCAUCACAAACAGAAAGGUUUGUUCAAUAUUCUCAUUUCUCUUCUUCUUUCCACAGCCUUCUGUCUCAUAUUGUUUCAAUCAACUCUGACACAGAUGAUCCUCCAAGCCAUGAUGUCAAACUCUUACCAGGUAAUAUAAACCAAGUCAGCAAAAAACGGAAAUACUCUGAAUCUCCAACUGGCAUACUCAAAACCAGCUUCCUGCAUGGAACAAAUGACAUUCCAAAUAUUAAACAAGAACUGCCUGGUCCCCAGUGCAGCAACUAUGUCACGCAGCAGUCGUGUGAUUUCAGUGACCUGCAAGUAUAUGAUGUGGAUUCCGACGGAGCGUUUGACACCACGUAUCAGAUGAUUAAAUGGCAGCCAUAUUCUCCAUCAACGUGGGCCAUUUUGACAGAUGGAGACUUGAGGGAUCUGCCAGCUCCCCAGUUUAGAGUGGAUGCAGACAAAGGCUUCAACUUCUCAGUAUCAGAUGAUGCCUUUGUUUGCCAGAAAAAGAAUCACUUCCAGGUCACAGUUCACAUGUGUCUCUAUGGCAAUGCCAAAUAUGUCAGAACUACUGAAGGGCUAGUGAAAAUUGAGAGCUUCCUCCUCCAUCUUUAUGGUGUCAAGAUGGAAUCUCAAGACCAGACCAUCACGAUAGAGCAGUCGCAGUCAGACAGGAGCAAGAGGCUGUUCCAUCCUGUCAGAGUAGACUUGACCGCUGACCAAGAGACUAAAAUGACCGUUGGCCGUCUGCACUUCAGCGAAACUACCAGUAAUAAUAUGAGGAAGAAAGGAAAGCCAAAUCCGGAUCAGCGUUACUUUCUGCUGGUAGUCAGUCUGCAAGCACAAAGUGGUCAAAAUCAACAUAUGUUAGUGGCCAGUGUGUCUGAUAAAAUUAUUGUCAGGGCAUCAAACCCUGGCCAAUUUGAGAAUGAUGUUGAUGCCAUCUGGCAGAAAGGUCAAAGUUCAGAAUCUGUCUACCACAUGGGAAAGGUCGGGGUUAAUACUGACCACCCAGAAGAAUCCUUGACUGUGCACGGAAACUUGAGACUCACGGGUCACCUGACGCAACCAUCAGAUGCCAGGGCAAAGAAAGAUAUACAGGAAAUUAAUCCCAAGAACCAGCUGAGAAAUGUAUCCAAACUUCGGAUAUACAAGUACACCUACAAUCCUGACUAUGCUGCUCUUGUGGGGAUUCCACCAAACAGCAGAGAGGACACAGGAGUGCUGGCUCAGGAGAUUUUAGAUGUCCUUCCAGAUGCUGUCCAGGAGACCGGAGAUGUUGUCUUGUCCAACGGGGAGACAAUUGAGAACUUCUUGGUUGUUAAUAAAGAUCGAAUCUUUAUGGAGAAUGUUGGGGCGGUGAAGGAACUUUGUAAACUAACAGAUAACCUGGAAACUCGUAUUGAUCAGCUGGAGAAGAUGAACCAAAGAUUAAGGUCAUUGAAAAGGUUUGACAGUCUCAAAUCAACAAGUAGCAAUCAGAGUGGCAAAUCUGCAUCAACGGCUAGCUAUGCAAGUUUAAUGGCCUUGGCUUGUCUCUACAUCCUUGAAAUCCAAAA